Messenger RNA from Saprolegnia parasitica CBS 223.65, 776 nucleotides. RefSeq lists its product as hypothetical. Gene Ontology annotation, molecular function: calcium channel activity; uniporter activity. NCBI's taxonomy places the organism in Eukaryota, Oomycota, Saprolegniomycetes, Saprolegniales, Saprolegniaceae. Gene Ontology annotation, cellular component: uniplex complex; mitochondrial inner membrane. The transcript is spliced from 5 exons. The record is from RefSeq and is a predicted model, not a curated record. Gene Ontology annotation, biological process: mitochondrial calcium ion homeostasis; calcium import into the mitochondrion. The coding region runs from base 27 to 701 and encodes 224 amino acids.
CGAUCCCGAUCGACCAGUUUUACACCAUGUGCAAGAACGUCGGCGCCGACGACUCGACGUCCAAGAAAUGGCUCGCCGAGUUCCAGCGCCGCAACCUCGUGCUGCACUACGACCAGAGCAAGGACGACGCGCUGCGGUCGACUGUGAUUCUGCGCCCCAACAAGGGCGAGAGCUUUGCUGCGUUCCAAGCCGCGCUCGACCCGGUCUUGUACAACCUCAAGCACGAGCGCAUGGCCACCGAGAGUCAAAUCCUCGAUGCCCAAGAAGAGUGGCGCAAGGUGGCGACCAUUGAGACGGAGCUCCGCAACGCCGCGAUGACUGCGCCCAACGUACAAAAGUUCCUCGGCCUCGGUUUCAUCACGACCUUUUACGGCGGCCUGGCGUACACGGUCUGGGACGUCUACUCGUGGGACGUCAUGGAGCCCAUCACGUACUUCAUCGGCUUCUCGGCGGUCCUUGCGUCGUCGUUUUACCACACGAUGACGAGCCGCGAGUCGACGUACCCCAACAUGUGGAACCGCGCGUACGAGAAGAAGCUUUCGGCGCUGGCCAAGGACAAGAAGUUUGAUUUGCACAAGUCCCAUGCGCUCCUCGCGCAAAUCAACGGUCUCAAGAAGGACGUGCAAGUUCUGCGACUCCUCGAAGGCAAGACGGCGACGCCCGCCAAGGCGGCCAAGCCCGCGACGACGGCCGCGGCGUAGACGCAUCGCGCUGCUUGUACGUCGUGCGCAUACAACGAGUGUGUUUUUGCACGGACCCUUCCCCUUGUUGCCCCA